Molecule: messenger RNA, 5130 nt
Organism: Elgaria multicarinata webbii
Lineage: Eukaryota; Metazoa; Chordata; Lepidosauria; Squamata; Anguidae
Gene: ORAI3
Product: ORAI calcium release-activated calcium modulator 3
Exons: 2
Coding region: 559-1386 (275 amino acids)
Biological process (GO): store-operated calcium entry
Cellular component (GO): membrane
Molecular function (GO): store-operated calcium channel activity
Source: RefSeq, a predicted model, not a curated record
UGGAUCCGGACUCUCUCCGGGGACCUGUCCCUCUGCCGCCCGGACCCACCUUCGCUGCCGCCCCUUUCCACCCACCCACCGACCCCCUUUCCAAGCUCCCCUCCCCUCCCUUCCUGCCCUGAUUCCUCCGCCCCUAACCAACUCCUUUUGAUCUUUUGGGGGUUGGUUGGCGACAUCUCCUUUCAUCUUUCCGCUGGGACGCCCCCCUACCCCCCCCGCUUGGACAGGAUUUCCCCACCUAUGCUUUGUGCAUCCUCCUGGACCUAACGGCCCCCAUAUCCUGUUGCCAGGCAGCCCCUGAAUUUACCUCCCCCAUUUUAUUUCAAUUUCAUUCCCCCCCCCCAUUUUAUUUCAUUUUACUUCCCGUAAGACUUUAGCUGUGGGUUGCACUCCCCGUUCCCUGUGGGGUCUCUGACCCCCUACUGUUAGUUUAGGUUAGUUUAGGUUGCUCCCCCCCCCCCCGGUUCCCCAAAGUUUGCCUGCCAAGCCACCCACCCAGCCCAAAUAAAGGCCGGCUCUUUUUCUGCGGCUGGUCCGUUCCUUGCUCCAAGUGGUCCGAUGACGUCCGGUGCGGGAGCCGAGACAACGGAUGGCGAGGGGACGGAAGGGGAGCGCGAGCCCCUGAACCCCGAAUCUUCUGAGACUCUGGGCGUCUCUGCCACCUACCGGGAGUUCGUCCGGCGAAGUUACCUGGAACUGAUGAGUGCCAACCAGCAUUCCCUCCAUGCCCUCAACUGGCGGCGACUGUACCUCAGCCGGGCAAAGCUCAAAGCCUCCAGCCGGACCUCAGCCCUGCUUUCCGGGUUUGCAAUGGUGGCCAUGGUGGAAGUUCAGCUGGAGGAUUACAACUACCCCCAGGGGCUGCUCAUUGCCUUCAGUGCCUGCACCACCAUCCUGGUGGCCGUCCACCUCUUUGCCCUCAUGGUGAGCACCUGUAUCCUGCCCCACAUCGAGGCCGUCAGCAACAUCCACAAUCUCAACUCGGUCAACGAGUCGCCCCAUGAGCGCAUGCACCACUACAUCGAGCUCGCUUGGGGCUUCUCCACGGCCUUGGGCAUCUUCCUCUUCCUCACCGAGGUGGUCUUGAUCUGCUGGGUCAAAUUUAUGCCCAUCCGCGGCACCUCUUCUGCCGAGAAGUGCUGCGCCCCUGCGCCGGUCCUCGCCGGGAAUGCCACCGUGGCCCCGGUGGACGGCUCCGGCAGGAACGCGGCCAUGGCCUGCACCGUCAUCAUGGUCCCGGUGGGCGUGGUCUUCGUGAUCUUCGCCUUGCACUUCUACCGCUCCCUGGUAGGACACAAAACGGACCGGCACCAGCAAGAGCUGGAGGAACUCCACCAGAUCAAACAUCAGUUGGAUGGAGAAGCCACAGCACUGCAGGUGGUGUGAGGUUUGGAGGCCUCGCUCGGAUCGUAAGCGGGCUCAAGGCACCGGAGGCUUGUUGUUUCUGCAGAGAAAGAAGGCAGGCCUUCUUGAUCGUGUCCUGACUUUGACUCGGCGGGGCAGCCGCGGAGGAAACCGGUACAGUCGGAACUUAACCAAAAAGCUUCUCUGACCUUUUUGCAGGUUUGCUUUGCCUUCUCUCCUUUCCCUCUUGGCAUCUUACAAAAUCCACUCACGUUCCUCCAGAAGCAAACGGGAGGAAGGGUAUUGAAACGUAGAGCCGUUCGCUGAAAUGGAAUAGUUCCUGAAAACCGGCGGCAGGAACUUGGAGCGGCAGGAACUUGGAGCGUCAUCCGUCCUGUUCCUCCGAUGGAGUUCUAACAAUGCAACAAAUGUUUUGCUUGGAGAGAUGGCGUUUGUCCCCAGCAGGACAAAAGCUUUGUUUUAUUUGUUUCCUCUUUGCAUUUCCACACAAUCUGGAGUCUUCGGGUAUUUUACUCACGGGCACUGGGAUUUAAAGAUGGAGGUCGAAGAUAAAUGGGUUUGGAAACAUCAAACCAGUCGAAUUGACUGCCCUUUGCUCCCUCCUCACCCGCAAACUUCAUCAGAUGGGAUUGUGGAGGGUAUUGGAGCCUAGCUGAACAAGCUUCUUCUUGGAGCUGAGGCUCAGAUCUCAGAGGUGCCUUUGCAAAGCCAGUCACUGUGAUUGGCAGGCAGUAUGAAGCUUCUGGAUUGGCCAGGCCUGCUAUAAAUACCAGUCCAGCCUUGGCCUGGUCAACAGAGUAGCGCCUUCUGUCUUCGAAGCUCUGGUUUUAGAUCCCAAACUGUAAUGGGACCAUCGCUCAUGGGUUUGCCCCAUUCACGUGAAAAAGUGGAGGGGUUUUACUUUAACGUUAAGAAGGAACACACAGGAGAGGGAUGUUUGACCUUUCUCAGGGCUGCAUUUCCUGCAGCCGGUUGCCCUGGUUACCAAAAAUAAGCCAGGAAUGGAGGAAAGUGACAGGGGUGGGAUUAUUGCCCCUUUCCUAUACAAUCUUUUUAGUGUUAAGAUCCCCACCGCUCCACUUUGUACGUGAACAGGAGUGGACCCAUGAAGCAAGUAUCUGCUGCUGUCACAUUUAGUUUUGUCUUCACAAAGCCUCACGCUCCGGGGGGCUAGCAUUGGCCCAGCGGGGAAUCUUUUAAGUUAUCAACUAGCAGACUAAAGUUUCUGCUUUUCGCUCCCUGGAGACCUCUAAAGCAGGCGUGAUGGAAAGUAUGGGAAGGAGAAAAUGGGAGAGGAUGAGAAAUCAGGGCUGUGUGGCUUGCGAUGGGGAGAGGGGUUGCCAGGAGGCCAUUUUGAUAAAAGUGGGGAGCGGCUUUUCUGGCUGCCUCUUAACAGCCCUCUACAAUAUCGGAUUGCCAGCUUCAGAGUCUCCGGAGUCAAGGGGCUUGCUGGACUUGUUCUAGAAAACAUGAGAGGAAGGACAGAGAGCACUUUGCCGUUGCUUAGCAACAGCAGGGCACAUUCCUCAGUGUGGUGCUGUGGUUGCUAGGCAAAGUCAGCGUCUCCUCUUUCUCCCCCCAGCCGGCAAUGCCAUUGGGGGCAACGGAGGCCAACAGCAGCAACCCAACUUAUGGCCCCAAACGAAGAAUAUUAAUGCGGGAGGGAUGGAGCUCACAAACCCUGCGGCAGUUGGAUUCUUAAGAGGCAGCCCUGGUUUCCAGUUAUCUAGUGAAGGAAUGUUUGGCGGAUGACUCACGCGCCCGGCCUUAUCAAAAGACCGAUGCUUUUUCUCUAUAGAAGGACAGUUCAUUCUUAGCUGUCAGGCUUGAAGGGAAAUGGUAUAUUUUUGUUGGAUGAGGAGCAGAACAAGGGCCGGUGAAUGUCUGCAGCUGUGGGUGCUCUUUUCCGCUGCUUUUUUGUAUCUGGCGUUAAUCAGAAACAAGCAUCCAGACCGGUGGGGUGGGGUAGGGGGCGCAGCACAUCCUGAGAGCCACUUCUUAACGGGGCCAAGAAUCACAAAGGUGCAGAAUACCGUGGUAUGAGUUUCUGGUCAAGGACCCUCUACUCCCAUGUGCCCCCUCCCUCCAACGCUCGCAAACUAGCCUGCCGUCUUCAGGGAUUGGCUAUUAUAAUUUGGGACCCUGAACAUCACGUUGCUUUAUUGUGAGUGACAGGCAGCGUAUUAGAGGGGGAGUGCUUUGAGGCCCAGGAGUUCGGGGGUUGUGCAGCCUGUACUACACUUUGUAUGCACAUUACUGCCCUUACCCUACUGUGGGGGCCCUGUUCAUAGAGACUUAUGGGGGGACGGGGACACCAUUUCGGGGGCGGUUGACAGGUUUGGCCUUCCCCUGCAAAGGGUUUCCCAAGCUUAUCACUCGGCUUUUCUCCAUAGGAGUGAAUGAGUAAUGGGGACGCUGUUGUGGUGCAGGUGAACCCUGUCCUUGGUGAUUUCAAUGUCUGGAGCUGGGGCACACACACACACACACACACACACACACACACACACACACACACACACACACACACCCAUGGCCAGGAUCACUGGCAAUUGAAUCCGGCCCACAUCUGCCACGCCAUCCCCAGGUCGAUGCCUUCCCCAAAUGUUUUGUACUGCAACUCCCAAGCACUGUUGACCCAUAGGCUAUGUUGGGCUGGGGCUGAUGGGCACUGAAGUCCAAAACAUCUGGAUUUGGGGAAGGCUGGGGCACUCAGUUCUGCUUCCUUUGGGUUAAGCUUGGCCGUGACAGAGUGAGACAUUACAUGACAUGCCGUUUCUAAUCAGGUAAAGCAACUGUAAGCGGUUUCCGGUUUUGCUGAGGGCUGCGGUGGGUGGAGGCCGUGGGGAGGAAGAAGAGGAGCUGUUGAACCCUUGAGCACGAAUGGCUGGGGUGUGUGUGGAUGUUUCCUUCCUCCCAUCUGCUUUUCUCCCCCAAGAGAUUAAAGAGGUGCAGGGGACCUGUGUCUUAUCUCGCUGGGAGAAAAGUAGCUGAGGACUGGAGAGGCAGAAUGGAAGAAAUUUUGAAUUACCAUGGGGGGGGGGGAUAAAAAGCCCUCCUCACUCCCAAUACGCUCUCUGCCUGCUUGCAGCCGUUUGGCUUGAUAAAAAAACGUCUUUGGGAUUCAGUAUGGGCGGGGAAAAGAAUCACGAAAUUACACGUACGAUGAGAUCAAUUCAUAUCCCACGAGAGCCGCUAAUGUCUCGUCAAGCAGUGCUGAUGUGCAGCAGCUCAGCGGAGGAGAAAAAGAUGCAUAAAAUCGAUGCCGAUCGGGGACGCUGCUGAGGAUUUCUUGAAGCGCAGCAGACGCCUAAAAUUCAAUACAGUCUGCUAUCAAGCAGCACUGACAUUUCCCUAUUAGACAAAAACUGGAUUGUAUCCACUCGCUCUUAGCCACCACAGCUCUACAGCUUGUAUGCCUCAGGACGGACGUGGUCUUGGCGUUUAAAAAUGUUUUCUCUCGGUUUAGUUUACAUUGUUAACCAACGUGGGGCUUGGGAUUUCACACAACACACGGAUGGUAUGUGCUUAUGGCUUGGUACACACUUGAUCAUGUAUUUCUGGGGAACUCUCUACUGCUAAAGUAGGAGAUCCCAAUUUCUGGCACUUUUUAUUCUGUAUGUUUUUAAAAUAAAAGUUGGUGGGUUUUUUAAAAAAAGAAAAAGAUGUCAAAGUGAAAUGACUGAAAAGCAUAGAGAGAGUGAAAGCUGAUGGUUGUUUGUUUGUCAUUUUCAUUCCUGAGUUAUUAGAAUGCUCUUCAAGGCUGCA